AUGGCUCUUUAUUUGCGAUACAUAAAUAAAAGAGGAGAGGUGACUGAGCGCUUUCUUGGUAUUAUCCAUGUUGCUGAUACCAAAUCUCUGACACUAAAAGCUGCUAUAGAAUCUUUACUUAUGGAGAAUUAUCUCACUUUUUCUAAAGUUCGUGGUCAAGGUUAUGAUGGUGCCAGCAAUAUGCAAGGUGAAAUUAACGACCUUAAAACUUUAAUUAAAAGUGAAUCUGAAUCUGCAUAUUUUGUUCAUUGUUUUGUCCAUCAACUCCAAUUGACUCUUGUUGCCGUAGCUAAGAAAAAUGCUGAUUGUGGGUGGCUAUUUGUUGAUGUGCUUGCACCAUUAUUGAAUUUUGUGGGUGGUUCACCUAAGAGAAUAGAAUUUCUUCGACAAAAACAGGCUGAACAUGUUGCGGAGGCACUAACUUUGGGUGAACUUGAAUCGGAAACUGGUUUAAAUCAGGAGCGUAGCUUGAGUAGACCCGGCGAUACUAUUUGGGACUCUCACUUUAGAACCAUUUUGAAUGUGCUUAAUUUGUAUCCCACGGUUCUUGAGUCACUUGAUGACAUUAGAGCUAUUCUGAUCGUGUUAAUAGGAAUAAAGCUGAGUCACUUACUCACUUAUUGA
This is a messenger RNA of Chenopodium quinoa (quinoa), 624 nucleotides long. Its product is annotated as zinc finger MYM-type protein 1-like. Lineage: Eukaryota; Viridiplantae; Streptophyta; Magnoliopsida; Caryophyllales; Amaranthaceae. The transcript has a single exon. The coding region runs from base 1 to 624 and encodes 207 amino acids. The record is from RefSeq and is a predicted model, not a curated record.